AUGUUCAGCAAAAUCGCAGCUUUCGGUGCCAUGUUAGCAGCAGCUAACGCUGGUGUUUUAUCCGGAUACGGCGGCGCUGUCUCGUCCCAAAGUAUUGUCCGCCACGAUGCUGUUCAUCACGCUGCUCCCGCUGUUGCAUACGCUGUUCCGGCUGUUGCAUACGCUGCUUAUGCUCCCGUAGCUUCCGGACAUUAUGCUGCCCCAUCAGCCCACUACGACGGUCAUGAUGAAUAUGCCCACCCCAAAUACGACUUCGCUUACUCAGUAGCAGACCCUCACACCGGUGACCACAAGUCACAGCAUGAGAGUCGCGACGGUGAUGCCGUCCAUGGAUACUACUCCCUGGUACAGCCUGAUGGCUCCGUACGUAAAGUGGAAUACUCUGCUGAUGAUCACAAUGGUUUCAAUGCCGUCGUUCACAACUCUGCUCCAUCAGUCCAUCCUCAACACGCUUACAGCCACUACUACUAA
Molecule: messenger RNA, 471 nt
Organism: Danaus chrysippus (African queen)
Lineage: Eukaryota; Metazoa; Arthropoda; Insecta; Lepidoptera; Nymphalidae
Source: the annotation of a GenBank genome assembly